Messenger RNA from Cladophialophora psammophila CBS 110553, 696 nucleotides. RefSeq lists its product as uncharacterized. Bases 1 to 696 code for a protein of 231 amino acids. Gene Ontology annotation, molecular function: acyltransferase activity, transferring groups other than amino-acyl groups. The transcript has 2 exons. NCBI's taxonomy places the organism in Eukaryota, Fungi, Ascomycota, Eurotiomycetes, Chaetothyriales, Herpotrichiellaceae. The record is from RefSeq and is a predicted model, not a curated record.
AUGGACGCCAUCAUCUUGACACCACGGCUGAAACUGGCUCUGCUUACAAAAGCGGCACGAGGAAGUCCGGAGUUUGAAUGGUUGCAUCAACUGCACAGCAACGAAAAGGCUACUUGGUGGAGCAUCAAUGGCAGGGCGAAGUCGAUCGAGGACACAGAAGACGUUACCAGACGUUAUCUGCCCACCAACGACGCAGAAUCAGAAGGGGCAAAGACACAUAGAGUCGCCUAUACUGUGCACAAGAUCCUUGAGCCGAUGGCCUUGUCUGUUGAGACCAAACCGCAGGCAGGAACACCAACGGAAUUCAUCGGCCUUGUGACUCUCAAAUCAUUGGAUACCGGCAGCCUUGCGUUGCCCGAGGAAUUCAACCCAUCCGUUGCCGCCGCCACUGCGACAUUAACUGUUGAAUUGGCGUACAUGUUUUUACCGACAGGAUGGGGCAAGGGAUACGCAACCGAGUCAGUCGAGGCAGUGUUUGGCUCUUGCAAGAGGGCGAGAUCGUUUUGGGCACCUUUCUCAAACCUUUAUGUGCGGGCGAUUGUGAAUGAUGGCAAUCCAGCGAGCCUGCGAGUGAUGGAUAAAACUGGGAUGACAAAACGUGGUGUUUACAACCUGACUGGCAGGACUGUUUUCCUUGCUGGAGAAUGGCGCGAGCAGCAUAGGCUUCAUAUCUUUGGCAUGCAUCUGUUGGAGUGA